UGUUUCAACGUAAUUAAACAAUUGUUUUUUUUUUCAAAAAAUGUCACAUCGAUCCGUUGAAGAUGGUAAACUAAUGGCUGUCAUAGGCGACGAGGACACCUGCAUAGGAUUUUUGCUUGGCGGCAUUGGGGAAAUUAACGAGCAGCGACAAUCCAACUUUAUGGUCGUGGAGAAGGAUACUAGUACGACUGAAAUUGAUGAUUGCUUUAAGCGUUUUGUGGCACGCAAUGAUAUAGCCAUUAUAAUGAUCAAUCAGAUCUAUGCAGACAGGAUACGCUCGACAAUCGAUAAGCAUUUGCUGCCUGUGCCCACUGUGCUGGAAAUACCCUCAAAGGAGCAGGCAUACGAUUCAAGCAAGGAUUCAAUACUAAAGCGAGCGCAGGGCAUAUUGAAGCCAGCUGGACGGCAUCGUCAGUUCCAGAAAUUUUAAGAAAUCUUUAACAUUACUUAUGAGCAUUUUCAAAUAAAAUUUGCAUAGCUUAUGGCAGCAGCUUUGGAAUGCUUUCGACAUUGUUACAAACUUGAUGGCACAAUUGAUUUGAAAACUUUCAAAAUAUAGGAAAAGAAAAAAAAAACGAGCACCACAAAAAUUUCAUGCAACUUUUCAAGUUUGCGUUUUAAGGAAAUUGCCAAAAAAAAAAAUAAAGAAAUAUAUAUAAAAAAAAAGAUAUCACCAUAACAAAAAUCUGAAGAAAAGUAGCAUUGCUCGUUGAACGUUGCACUGGCAACCGCAACAACAGCACCACCAAUAACAAAAGUAACAACAAAGUGAGCGAAAACGAUACAAAUAAGCGCUGAAAAUGCCAAUACAUGGCAGAAUGCAAGUGGAAAACAAAAGCACAAGAAGAA
Messenger RNA from Drosophila innubila, 849 nucleotides. RefSeq names its product V-type proton ATPase subunit F (gene Vha14-2). The coding region runs from base 41 to 430 and encodes 129 amino acids. The transcript is spliced from 4 exons. The record is from RefSeq and is a predicted model, not a curated record. Gene Ontology annotation, biological process: proton transmembrane transport. Lineage: Eukaryota; Metazoa; Arthropoda; Insecta; Diptera; Drosophilidae. Gene Ontology annotation, molecular function: proton-transporting ATPase activity, rotational mechanism. Gene Ontology annotation, cellular component: membrane; proton-transporting V-type ATPase, V1 domain.